This is a messenger RNA of Emericellopsis cladophorae, 1614 nucleotides long. Its product is annotated as MFS transporter. The transcript is spliced from 2 exons. Lineage: Eukaryota; Fungi; Ascomycota; Sordariomycetes; Hypocreales; Bionectriaceae. Bases 1 to 1614 code for a protein of 537 amino acids. The record is from RefSeq and is a predicted model, not a curated record. Gene Ontology annotation, molecular function: transmembrane transporter activity. Gene Ontology annotation, cellular component: membrane. Gene Ontology annotation, biological process: transmembrane transport.
AUGGUUGCCCAUGAGAGCGUCGCAACGCCUGCGGACGACACUCCUCAGAGUCCGCACGAUCAUGCCCUCGACCAUGACAGCAACAACCAAGGCGAGAAUCAAGGCGAGAUUCUCGCCAACGCCGCGUCCCAUGGAAGCUCCAUCUGGGUCGCGCAGACAAUGUCUUUCCCGCGCGAGGCCAUCUUUGUCACCGUCGUCUGCAUGGCCCAGUUCCUCACCCAAUCCGCGUACCUGGGCACACUGGUCCUCCUCCGCCCCAUAGGCGAGUCCUUUGGCAUCACCAGCCCACCCCGUCUCGCCUGGCUCGUGGGCGGCUAUUCGCUCACCGUCGGCACGUUCAUCCUCUUCUCCGGCCGCCUGGGCGACAUCUUUGGCUACAAGCGCAUGCUCAUCCUCGGCUACGCCUGGUUCUCGCUCUGGUCCGUCGUCGCGGGUCUCAGCGUCUACUCCAACUACACCCUCGCCGUCUUUGCCCGCGUCCUCCAGGGCAUGGGGCCCGCCAUCUGCCUGCCCAACGCGCUGGCCAUCUUUGGCGCCACCUACCCGCCGGGCCACCGCAAGGCCAUGGUCUUUGCCUUCUUUGGCGCUGUCGCGCCCAUCGGUGCCGUCCUGGGCGGUGUCUUUGGGUCUCUCCUGGCCUUGGCCUGGUGGCCCUGGGCCAACUGGGCAAUGGCCAUUGUCCUUGCUGUCCUCGCCGUGAUCGCUGCCUGGGCCGUCCCGCCAUGCCCAGGGGCUCGCGUCCUCCCAACGGGGCUCAGGGCGUGGUGCGCGACGCUCGAUGUGCCGGGUGCCCUGGCGGGCGUCGUCGCGCUGGUCCUCUUCAACUUUGCGUGGACGCAGGCGCCCAUCUCUGGCUGGGGCACGGCGACGGUGCUGGUGCCCCUGGUGCUGGGUCUCGCGCUCUUUGGCGUCUUUGCCCUUGUCGAGUUCAAGCACGCUGCGCGGCCCCUGCUGCCCUUUUCGGCCGUCAACUCGGACGUGGCCUUUGUCCUGGGCGCGGUGGCGUGCGGCUGGGCGACCUUUGGCAUCUGGACGCUGUACCUGGUGCAGAUCCUGCAGAACGUGCGCGGCCUCUCGCCCCUGCUGACGGUCGCGUGGUUCAGCCCCGUCACCGUUGCGGGCGCCUGCGCGGCCAUUGUGACGGGCAAGCUGCUGGGGCCCUGGCAGGUCCGGCCCGCGCUGGUCAUGACCAUGGCCCUCGCGGCGUUCACCACGGGCGUGGCGCUGACGGCCUUUGCGCCCGUCGACCAAGUGUACUGGGGCCAGAUCUUUGUGUCGAUGCUCGUCAUGCCGUUUGGCAUGGACAUGAGCUUCCCCGCCGCGACGCUGAUCCUGUCGGACGCCGUCGGGCGGAAGCACCAGGGCAUCGGCGCGAGCCUGGUCAACACGUGCGUCAACUACGGCAUCGCGCUCGGCGUGGGCUUUGCCGGCACCGUCGACAGCCAGGUGCACGGGCCCGAGGACACCAAGGCGGGCAUGCUCAAGGGGUUCCGUGGCGGGUUGUACAUAGGCCUGGGGACGGCGGGGCUUGGGCUGGCCAUCUGCCUGGUCUUUCUGUUCAAGAAGUCACGGCCUGCUUUGAAGCGUGGGGGCGAGUCUGGGGAGAAGGCCUAA